Messenger RNA from Alexandromys fortis (reed vole), 743 nucleotides. It is a transcript of the gene Rpl39, whose product is annotated as ribosomal protein L39. Gene Ontology annotation, molecular function: structural constituent of ribosome. The transcript has 4 exons. Gene Ontology annotation, cellular component: ribosome; cytosolic large ribosomal subunit. The record is from RefSeq and is a predicted model, not a curated record. The coding region runs from base 433 to 588 and encodes 51 amino acids. Gene Ontology annotation, biological process: translation. Lineage: Eukaryota; Metazoa; Chordata; Mammalia; Rodentia; Cricetidae.
UAAAUUUUGACUUCAUUCAAGUAUGAAACUCCAUUUCCUUAUUCACGUUCUGACUUACUGAUGGUACUGGGGACGGAACGAGGGAACUCAAGCAUGCUCUGUGUGCACUCUGCCACUCAGCUAUAACCUCUGCGGCCUGAAGCGAGGCCACCUACCCCCGCCACGAAAGGAGUGCCCCCAGGACCCUGACGGUGGCCUAGGAGAACACAGCCACUGAAGCGGAGGCCUGAGAAUUAUGUUUCGUGUAAUUCCCGCGCGCGUUCUCACGGCCCCAUGGGAACGCGGAGGCGGGGAUAGAUGAGACGCGUGGCGUCACCGCUUAGCUAAGCUCCACCUCUAGCUGCGUCUUCUAAUUGCGUUUUUUCCGGUCGGAGCGUUCUCUUCGCCUUUCCUUCGCCAUCGUGCGCCACCUGCCCGCCCAGCCUUCUCGCCAUGUCUUCUCACAAGACUUUCAGAAUCAAGCGAUUCCUGGCUAAGAAACAAAAGCAAAAUCGUCCUAUUCCUCAGUGGAUUCGGAUGAAAACUGGCAACAAAAUCAGGUACAACUCCAAGAGAAGACACUGGAGUAGAACGAAGCUGGGUCUGUAAGGAGUCAACAAUGAAUGGCAAAACAAUUAAUGAUGAAUCGUGAUUCUUGAUGAGUGUUACAAGAUGAAGUUCAACAUUUUCAAUCUGGAGACUUAAUCAUGUUUAAGUUGGGAGUGGUUUCUCCAGUAAUAAAAUGUAGAACCUUUUGAACUGCU